This is a messenger RNA of Vigna unguiculata (cowpea), 1363 nucleotides long. Its product is annotated as peptidyl-tRNA hydrolase, chloroplastic. NCBI's taxonomy places the organism in Eukaryota, Viridiplantae, Streptophyta, Magnoliopsida, Fabales, Fabaceae. The record is from RefSeq and is a predicted model, not a curated record. Gene Ontology annotation, molecular function: peptidyl-tRNA hydrolase activity.
GUUGUAGUAUAGUGGUGAGUAUUCCCGCCUGUCACGCGGGUGACCCGGGUUCGAUCCCCGGCAACGGCGUCGUUUUUAUUUUCAUGCGUUUUAUCUUUGUUUUUCCUGGUUUCUUUCCAUCUUACCUUCCUCGAUUCUUCUUUUUAGGGUUUAUCAUGUUUGUGUUUCAUUGACGUUUGAAAAGAUGAACAUUUGUAGUUUCUGGGUAUCUUCCAUGAAAAUCCCCUUUCACGGGUGUCGAUUCUCAAGGCCUUUCUUCUCUCUAUCUUCUCCGUCUCGCAAUCGCAUUAUGACCAUUCAAAGUUCUUCUUCUUCGUCUGCUUCCAUAUCAACGGAGUCCAAAGAGAAGAAGAAGGAAAAUUUACCUUGGUUGAUCGUUGGCCUCGGCAAUCCAGGCAAAAAGUACGCUGCCACUCGUCACAAUGUGGGCUUUGAAAUGGUUGAUGCCAUAGCUGAAGCUGAAGGGAUAUCUAUGAACACUGUUUCCUUCAAAGCUUUAUUUGGGAAAGGUUUAAUAGGUGAUGUCCCAGUCAUACUUGCAAAACCACAGACUUUUAUGAAUUCUAGCGGUGAAUCUGUUGGGGCCAUAGUUUCGUACUACAAGAUUCCACUAAAGCAAGUACUCGUGAUCUUUGAUGACUUGGAUUUACCUUUUGCUAAAUUGCGGCUUCUACCAAAGGGUGGACAUGGAGGCCACAAUGGAAUGAAGAGUGUUAUUAAUCAUUUCAAAGGGAAUAAUGGUUUUCCUCGCUUAAGAAUUGGCAUCGGACGACCUCCCGGUAAAAUGGAUCCUGUAGCAUUUGUUCUUCGCACGUUCACUAAACAGGAAAGAGAAGAGUUGAAUUUUACAUUACAAGAUGGAAUAGAAGCUCUUCGGAUUCUUUUGCUGGAAGGAUUUGAUAAAAGUGCAACAUUUGUUAACAGUGCCAAAAAGAUAGAGCAAACUGGUUGAGGAAACAGCUUACUUAGAAUAUCCUUUUGACAAGUACAAACAGGAUCGUACAGCAAGGAGAUACAUACUACUUAAAAAGAGUAAAUUCGUUCAAGGCCCUGCUUUUAAUUCCAGAGUCAUGAUUAAGCAAAUAUUUAUCCAUUCUUUAAGAAGCAGUUUCUGCCCAUUGAAUUCGAACCUGAAGCUUGGAAUCUUCAGGUACUAUUCUGUUGUGUUUUUUCAAUUUUGAGCCCUUCCAGCACCUUGAAUUAUAGUGUACAAUGUUGUGAAAUUAUUAUUAGUCAGUUGCAUUUCACGUAACUUUUAUAAUAAUGAUCACAUAAGAUCAUUUUCUGUUUGUAAAGAUCCCAUUUUUAACUGCCAGGAAGUUAAAUAGCUCAAUUUCAUUCAACAUCUGUCUUUAAUUCUUUA